GGCGAUGGCUGAGACCAGAAAAGCACACCAAAGCCCAGAUGCUGGACCUGGUGGUUCUGGAGCAGCUCCUGGCUCUUCUGCCCCCAGAGAUGGAGGGCUGGGUGAGGGAAUGUGGAGCAGAGAUCAGCUCCCAGGCGGUGGCCCUGGCAGAAGGCUUCCUCCUGAGCCAGGAGGAGGAGCAGAAGAAGCAGGUCCAGUUGCAGGGCUGCAUUGUGGAAAAAAGAGAUCCCGAGGGAAAGAAGAAUCUAUCAAAUCCCCCUCAGGAGCUAUUUUUCAGGAGGAUCCCUUGGGUAGAUCAAAGUCAGGACACCUCAGGAGAGAAACAAAGCAUGAAGUUUUCUGGUUUUUACGAUGGAGCUCAAACAGUAGUUGAACUUCCAAAUCAAGGGAGUCUUGUGUCCUUCGAGGAAGUGGCUGUGUAUUUCUCUGAGGAGGAAUGGUCUCAGCUGGAUCCUGACCAUAAAGCGCUGCAUUCGGAAGUCAUGCUUGAAAACCAUAGGAACGUGGUCUCUCUGGGUAAUAAUGGGCAGGAGAAUCAAGACUCCUAUGAACUGUUCCAAGUGAUCAAUGCUAAAGAUGAAAUGGAGAACUUUGGAAUUCAAAUGGAAUUAGAAAGCCAUGAGACAAACCAGUCAAAUAAUUGGAAUCAGGAUAGCUCAUCUUCCACUGAUGCUCCGAUGCAAGAGAAAAUUGGGAAAGAAUAUAUUGGGAAAAGUAUGAAACAAAUAGUAUUAACCCAAAACAAAGGAGCUGAUGCUAUAAGCCAGAACGGAAAGAAUUACAAUGGGACAUUGAUUCUUUCUCUUCGAAAUAUCUUCCUUACAUCUCAAAAAAUGAUUCACACAAAAAAGGAGCCUUAUAAAUGUUUGGAAUCUGGAAAACAUUUUAGAUCAAGCGGGCAACUUACUUCCCAUGAAAGGAUUCACACUGCAAGGAAACAGUGUUCAGAAUCACCUGUAGCCCAUGCAGCCCAGUCCCUCCAAGCAGCAGGAGAGAAACCCUAUAAAUGCAUGGAGUGUGGGAAAGCCUUUACUCGUAGCAGGGAACUUACUAUCCACAAAAAGCUUCACACAGGAGAGAAACCAUAUAAAUAUGUGACAUGUGGAAAGACCUUUGCUCAGAGCAGUGGACUUACUAUGCACAAAAAGAUCCACACAGGGGAAAAGCCUUUUAAAUGCAUGGAGUGUGGAAAGACCUUUGGUCGAAGAGAUAAUCUUAUUUCCCAUAAGAUGAUCCACACAGGGGAGAAGCCGUUUAAAUGCAUGGAGUGUGGAAAGAACUUUGCUCGAAGAGGUCAUCUUAUUUCCCAUCAGAUGAUCCACACAGGGGAGAAGCCGUUUAAAUGCAUGGAGUGCGGAGAAACCUUUACUCAUAAAAGUAGUCUUAUUUCCCAUCAGGUGAUCCACACAGGGGAGAAGCCGUAUAAAUGCAUGGAGUGCGGAGAAACCUUUACUCAUAAACGUAGUCUUAUUUCCCAUCAGGUGAUCCAUACAGGGGAGAAGCCGUUUAAAUGCAUGGAGUGUGGAAAGACCUUUGCUCUGAACAGUAGACUUACUAUCCAUAAAAAGAUCCACACAGGAGAAAAACCAUUUAAAUGCAUGGAGUGUGGAAAGACCUUUGCUCGAAGAGAUAAACUUAUUUCCCAUCAGAUGAUCCACACAGGGGAGAAGCCGUAUAAAUGCAUGGAGUGUGGAAAGACCUUUGCUCAGAGCAGUGGACUUACUAACCACAGAAAGAUCCACACAGGGGAAAAGCCAUUUAAAUGCAUGGAAUGUGGAAAAACCUUUCCUCAACGCCGCUAUCUUGCUUCUCAUAAGAUGAUCCACACAAGAGAAGGUAUAAAUGCAUGGAGUGUGGAAAGAUGGGAGCCAUACACCUGAGUGAGUCUGGAGUGGAAAUACCAGAGCAUGCUCCACAGCCAGAUAUUGGAGGGGCUACGUGUGAAAUCCAACAAGCUGAACUUGAGCGGCCUGGGGCAUUUGUACCAGAUCGGGAGAGUCUGCAAGACCCAUAGCCAGCCAACAUUGACAUUUCUUCUCAGGCAGGACUGAUCUACUAAAGCCUCGAGCCCUUCACCGCUAGUGGUAAUACAGCUUGGGAUGCAGAGAUGUCCCCCCCUCCAGGCGGGCCUGGUCGACCACGCUAGAAAUUCAAGCCAUCAGCCCUCCGCAGCCCUGCCUAGCAUGUUCAAGCACUGGGCUGCAAUAAAUCUGCCAAGAUGCCGAAGGCCAGCAAGCCCCUUUGGUCAGUCCAGCUGCCCCCAGCCACCCAGGUGCCACUCAGUUGGGCUUUCUGCCCAAGCCAGGGAUGGGUCCAGGUGCAUCCGCAAUGGCAACCACCUCCCCCAGCAGUGCCACCGCUACUUCCUUCGCCAGCACGGCUGGCCACAACGCCAAGGUUUUGGACCAUUUUCGACGGGAACCUGGACAAACUGUCCUUUUUUCUUGAACUGGACGUGGACACCCUUUUACUGUUAUAGUGACCUCAACUCUAGUUUGAAUUUCUUCUGUUGUUUGAAUAAUAUUCAAUUCUAAUCUUGCAUGAUCACUCGCCCCUAAGGUUCCUGUACCUUCAACACCUCCUAUCGUUUCAUCUCUGUUAAUGAGAAUUAAAUCCAAUAUGGUUGA
This is a messenger RNA of Ahaetulla prasina, 2627 nucleotides long. Its product is annotated as zinc finger protein 436-like. Lineage: Eukaryota; Metazoa; Chordata; Lepidosauria; Squamata; Colubridae. Gene Ontology annotation, biological process: regulation of transcription by RNA polymerase II. The transcript has 5 exons. Gene Ontology annotation, molecular function: DNA-binding transcription factor activity, RNA polymerase II-specific; RNA polymerase II cis-regulatory region sequence-specific DNA binding. The record is from RefSeq and is a predicted model, not a curated record. The coding region runs from base 39 to 1880 and encodes 613 amino acids.